Messenger RNA from Physeter macrocephalus (sperm whale), 626 nucleotides. Its product is annotated as ferritin heavy chain-like. NCBI's taxonomy places the organism in Eukaryota, Metazoa, Chordata, Mammalia, Artiodactyla, Physeteridae. Bases 1 to 477 code for a protein of 158 amino acids. Gene Ontology annotation, cellular component: cytoplasm. Gene Ontology annotation, biological process: intracellular iron ion homeostasis; iron ion transport. The record is from RefSeq and is a predicted model, not a curated record. Gene Ontology annotation, molecular function: ferric iron binding; ferrous iron binding. The transcript has 2 exons.
AUGGGUCAAGGAAAACUGAGUGAAGGAAUCAUCUGGAAAGUAGAUCUUCCAACCAUAGCCAAUCCUGCUGAGAUCAGAGUUGAACUCAACGCUCUUCACCAAUCUUGUGAGGAGAGGGAACAUGCUGAGAAACUGAUGAAGCUGCAGAGCCAAGCGGGUGGCCGAAUCUUCCUUCAGGAUAUCAGGAAACCAGACCGUGAUGACUGGGAGAAUGGGCUGAACGCAAUGGAAUGUGCACUACACUUGGAAAACAGUGUGAAUCAGUCACUACUGGAACUGCACAAACUGGCCACUGAGAAAAAUGACCCCCAUUUGUGUGACUUCAUUGAGACUCAUUAUCUGAAUGAGCAGGUGAAAUCCACUACAGAAUUGGGUGACCACGUCACCAACUUGCGCACGAUGGGGGCCCCCGAAUCUGGCAUGGCACAGUAUCUCUUUGACAAGCACACCCUGGGAAAUAGUGAUAACGAGAGCUAAGCCUUAGGCCGGCUUCCCGUAGCCACAGGGGUGACUUUCCUGGUCACCAGGGCAGUGCAUGCACGUUUGGGUUACCUUUACCUUUUCUGUAAGUUGUACCAAAACAUCUACAAGUCCUUUCCUUAGUACCAUUCCUUCAAAUAAAGUAA